AUAACAUUAACUAGCAUUGAAAAAGUAAUAUUUGCUCUUUCUUUUCUUACAUUCAAUCUCAUAUAUAUAGAAAGUGUUGAUUUUUUUAUUCUUAGUGAAUACGUCGAAUGAUGAAUGUGCAUGGACUUAACUUUAAUAAGAUGGUAAUAAUAAGUUUUUUGAUUUGUUUCUGUCUUAUAGAUCUUCCUCGAAAUUAAUUUUUCCCACCUUGUAUGGUACAAGAGAAGGAGAGUUAGAAGAAUAGCAAUUGUAAACUGCAUAUAGGGAACCUUCCUCUGUAGAUAACUGAGGAGACAUUGCAACGAGUAUUCUCGAAAUAUGGUUAGAUAAAGGAAGUGAAGAUCAUUCGAAAAAAUAGUUAAGGGGUUAGUUUUUUAUUUAAAUAAUAUAAGUAACCUUUGAAAGAUUAUUGCUAUGGGUUUAUUCUUAUGUGUGAUGGUGAGGGAGCAUAUAAUGCUGUGACUGAAUUGAAGUAAAAUAGUCCUUUAGGUACAACUUGGACUGUGGCAUUCAGUAAGGACAAAAAUGAUGUAUGUUUGUAAAUGGUAUUUGACAUGAAGGACUCUGCCGGUGUUGGCCAUUAGAAAUUAGAAAAGAGGAAGGAUGAUAAACUAAAAAAAUAAACAAAAGAUAGAAUGAAAAAAGAUAAGAUUAAGGCUAAAAAGAAGGUUGUAAUUUUAAUUCAUAAAAAUAUAAGAAAACAGAAUCAUCUUCAUCAUCAUCCAAUUCUUCGAAAGAAAGAUAGUUUAAAAAAUAAAAAAAGAGGAAACAAUCAAGUUCACCUGAAUCAUCUCCAUCAAAAUUACCAGAAAGGAGUGCCCUUGUAAGAAUUGAAAGUAUGCCAAAAGAAAAUAAUCUUUUUGAAAUGGUAUUUUCAGGUGAACCAUAGUCUAAUCAAGUAUGUGUAUGUUUAUAAGUAGUAAUUAUAAUCGCAAUAUUAAAUUAAACAUAAUGUAAAUGUAAGAGAAUUAUUUAUAUCUGGUAUUCCUUAAUCUAAAACAUAAUCUGAUAUAUAGAGAAUAUUUUCUCAUUAUGGUAUAGUGGAGAGAAUAGAUGUAAUGCAAAAAUAGUUAGUAAAUUUUGCAUAUGUUAAAUUUAAAAAAUUGGAUGCUGUAAAUUAGGCAAUAUAAAAUUAAUAAUAUAUUGCAGAGUAACUAGAGAGUGCAGGAUAAGUAAAGAUAUAUUAAUCAGAUCCAUUUAAACGAGCAUAAAUAGUAGGGAAUGCUGAAGAUUGUGAGAAGGUAAAGAUAUAAAUGAAAAUAAAGGAUGAUGAUAUGUUACCAGUAAUGUUUAUAGGAUUUCCACCAAACUAAAAUUUUACUAUAGAUGAGAAAUUCAUAAGAAAAAUGGCUGAAAAGUAUGGAGGCGAUGUGAAAGGUGUUUAACUAUUCUUACCUUAAUCCCCAUAACUUAGAUCAUAUGUUUUGAUAGAAUUUGUAUAACUUAGAGAUUGUAAGAAGGCUAGAAGGAAGUUUUGUAGAUAUAAGAUACAAAUAUUAGGAGAUAAGAAAUGUGAUGUUUCUAUUCUAUCAAAUUAUUCUACAAAAAAUACAUAGAAUAAAAAAUAAGCAAAUCUUUUUAUGCCAUAUGGAAUGGGUAUAAAUGACUAUGAAAAUAAUAGAUUAUAUGACAGCAAAUCAAUAGAUUCCGAUGCAUUCUUAAAUGAUGACAAGACAAUUUAAUAUGAUGCAACCAUAUGCUAAUUAUGGAGAUUAUAAUUAAAUGCCUAUUAUUUAUCCUUAGUAAUAAUAAUAAUUAUAAAUGAUGUAUAUUAAACCUUAAGCAUCACUACCAUUGUCAAAUUAGUAAUAAUUUGGACCACCUUAAUCGUAACUUACAAAUCCUUAUUAUUAAUAAGUCAAUACCUAACCAAUAAAUUAAAAUUAUAUGUCAUCAAAAUUUAUGGAAAUGAUAAUGCCUCCUACUCAAACUAUAAAAACAGAUGAUAUUAAUACUACUUUUUGGAGUGGUUAGAUGAAUAGAGGUAAAUAUCAUAAAGUUGGUAUUGAUGCUCGAAUGUACAGUACAUCUACUGAUAAAAAUAAAAGUAUCAUUAUAAUAAUAUUAUGAUUUAGUUAAUUUACCUUGCAAUUUAGAAAUGAGUUAUAUUUGUUCAUAUUAAGAUGCCUAUCAAAGAGCUAUAUAAGAUGAUGAUCAAUCAGCUAUUCUCAUAUUCAGUCCUGCUUAAGAAUCUGAUCAUCCAAAAUUUAUAGAAUUUAUCUAAUAUUUAAAGAGUAAAGUAAUUAUUCUUUUCUAUUUCUUAAGUAAAGGGCUGGAGUCAUUCAAAAUGAUCUCUUUUCCAUUUAUGUUAUUCCUCCUGGAGUACCUGAAGCACUACAAAUUUGCAAUAUUAAUCAAGAAGAAAUGAUUGCCAUUUAUUGUUAAAAAGAUUUAAAGUUAUGA
Messenger RNA from Paramecium sonneborni, 2403 nucleotides. The record is from the annotation of a GenBank genome assembly. Lineage: Eukaryota; Ciliophora; Oligohymenophorea; Peniculida; Parameciidae.